AGAAAGAAGAAGAAGAAGGAGAAGAAGAAGAAGGAGAAGAAGAAGAAGGGCUUCCCUGGUGGCGUAGUGGUUGAGAGUCCGCCUGCCGAUGCAGGGGACACGGGUUCGUGCCCUGGUCCGGGAAGAUCCCACAUGCUGCAGAGCGGCUGCGCCCGUGAGCCGUGGCCGCUGAGCCUGCGCGUCUGGAGCCUGUGCUCCGCAACGGGAGAGGCCACAACAGUGAGAGGCCCACGUACUGCAAAAAAAAAAAAAAAGAAGAAGAAGAAGAAGAAGGAGGAGAAGAAGGAGAAAAAGAAGAAGAAGAGGAAGAAGAAGAAGAAGGAGAAGAGGGAGAAGAAGGAGAAGAAGAGGAAGAGGAAGAAGAAGAAGGAGAAGGAGAAGAAGGAGAAAAAGAAGAAGAAGAGGAAGAAGAAGAAGAAGAGGAAGAGGAAGAAGAAGAAGGAGAAGGAGAAGAAGGAGAAAAAGAAGAAGAAGAGGAAGAAGAAGAAGAAGAGGAAGAGGAAGAAGAAGGAGAAGAAGGAGAAGAGAAGAAAGAGAGAUGGGGGAACAGCCAGUCGGUGGAGCAGUCAAAACACACUCAGCAUUUAUUGACUAGGUUUGCUGUCUUAGGCACCUCCAUCCCAUCCCCAGGAACCUGCCGCUCUCAUGACACCUCCUGGAUUCCCAGGCAGGUCUGCCUUCUAGACACAAUGUACCUGCUGCAGAAUGAGGCCUCUUCUUUCCCAGCAAAAUAUCCGGGAUCUGACAAACAAUGCAGAUGUAAACUAGCAUGAACGCCAGAAUUUGAGAAACGGAGCCCUGUUGGAGGAACUACAAAUUUAAUUAUAGCCAGUCUGUAUCAUA
Molecule: messenger RNA, 843 nt
Organism: Orcinus orca (killer whale)
Lineage: Eukaryota; Metazoa; Chordata; Mammalia; Artiodactyla; Delphinidae
Exons: 2
Coding region: 133-591 (152 amino acids)
Biological process (GO): nucleosome assembly
Cellular component (GO): nucleosome
Molecular function (GO): DNA binding; structural constituent of chromatin
Source: RefSeq, a predicted model, not a curated record